Molecule: messenger RNA, 2096 nt
Organism: Aspergillus saccharolyticus JOP 1030-1
Lineage: Eukaryota; Fungi; Ascomycota; Eurotiomycetes; Eurotiales; Aspergillaceae
Product: MDR family MFS transporter
Exons: 1
Coding region: 52-1680 (542 amino acids)
Biological process (GO): transmembrane transport
Molecular function (GO): transmembrane transporter activity
Source: RefSeq, a predicted model, not a curated record
AUCUCACCCUCGCAACAACCACCUCUGCACAUCAAUGACAGUGACACCGCGAUGGCUCAAAUCUCAGACAAUGCAGACCACAAUGGCAAUGGCACUUCAACCAGCCGACGCGAACUCACCUUCGACGGAAUAUCCGAACCAACUCAUGUGGCACCAGGGCUGGAGUACCCAACAGGCACCAAAUUCUGGCUGCUCAUGCUGACCAUAGCUGCAGUGCUGAUGCUCAUCAGCAUAGACAUGAACAUCGUCGCCACCGCCGUCCCCAGCAUCACCAAUCAUUUCCACACCAUUGCUGAUGUUGGUUGGUAUUCGUCUGCCUUCCGGCUCUCCCAGUGCGCUUUCCAAUUUGUAUUCGGUCAAGCGUACCAACGAUUCUCAAUCAAGCGCGUCUUCCUGUUCGCCAAUGCCACCUUGAUAGCAGGCUCUCUGAUCUGCGGGGCUGCGGCAACAUCCUCCAUGCUAAUCGUGGGGAGAGCCGUCGCCGGCCUGGGCACUGCCGGAUUACUGUCUGGAUGCUUUGUGAUCCUCGUGCACUCGACGCCUCUUCGCCGCCGGCCGAUGUUCACUGGCGUAAUGGGCGCCAUUGAAGGUCUUGCCACGCUUUCCGCGCCUCUCGUAGGUGGAGCCAUCGUCCAGUCACUCGGUUGGCGCUGGUGCUUCUACAUCAACGCCCCCAUCGGCGCCGUCACUUUUCUGCUCACAACGCGUUGUUUCUCCGACCCCCCGAACCCCUCCAACUUCGAUCACACACCCCUCCGAGGAAAGCUCAGACAACUCGACCUUCUCAGCAACCUUUUCUUCAUCCCCGCCCUAACCAGCCUCUUUCUCGCUCUCUCCUGGGCCGGCACCAAGUACCCCUGGCGCAGCAGUGCCGUCAUCACACCCCUCGUCGCCUUCGUGAUCCUUAUGGCGGCCUUCAUCUUCCACCAAAUCCGCCGCGAGGACACCGCUGCCCUUCCCCUCCGCAUUCUCAAGCAUCGCAGCAUCAUCGCCGGCAGCAUCUUCAUCAUGUGCGGCAACAGCACCGGCAACGUGCUUGAAUACUACCUCCCAACCUACUACCAAGUCGUGCGCGGUUACAGCCCGGCGCAGAGCGGCUACCUGAUGCUUCCAAUCAUCCUUGCCGGCACCAUCGGCGCCCUAGUGCACGGGUUUGGCACCAGUGCUCUCGGCUACUACGCCCCCUUCAUGCUCGCCGCAUCGAUCAUCAUGCCGAUAGCGGCAGGCCUGAUCACCACCUUCGAGCUCACCACCAGCCUGACGCAGCUGAUCACCUACACUGCAUUUUCGGGCCUCGGGUACGGGGUCGGCUUCUCGGGCCCGCAGAACGCAGUACAGACCGUGCUUCCGGCGGAGGAUGUCUCGUUGGGCACCUCGGUGCUGCUGUUCGCGCAGUCAUUCGGCCCGGCAGUCGCAAUUGCCAUUGCCCAGGUGCUCUUUUUGGACCGCCUCGAGCUGAAUUUGGGGCGUAUGGUGCCUGGCCUCCGGGCUGCGGACCUCAACAGUAUGGGGCUGACGCAGAUCGUGACGGAGUUGUCGCCGGAACGGGCGACGGAGGCGCGCUUGGCGGUCGAUCGGAGUAUCAUCCAGACUUGGUAUCUGGUGGUCGGGCUGGCGUGCGCGACGAUGGUGGGGAGUUUGUUAAUGGAGUGGCGGUCGGUGAAGACGAGACGCGACUAGUGACUCAAUGAUUGGACUCGGGCCAACAGUUGGCUGAAUAAAGGUGCCAGCUACCUCUACAUCGACUUCGUUAUAGAUACUUCGCUUUGGCUAUAGGUAUGCUGGUUUUAUUAGAGCAAAACGACAGAUGAUGUCACGCGACAGCUGUGUUAAUCUUCCGGACGGGGCUGCCACUGCGCACGUUCACAUUGGCACUUGCUCCUUGCUAUUAGCAGACACGCACAGUAUGAUACCACAUUGACUGAGCAAGACAAGAUUAGGUUCCCGCACAGUCGCUCAGACAGAGGGCCUCUCGAGGCCGAGACCGACCCAAACCGAGACGCGGGACCCACCUCUAUACCUACUCGAUCCCAACAAAAGGUUUUGUGUCGAAGCACGCGAGAAUGAUCAAGUAUGUAUAUAGAGCUGUGCUUUGG